Molecule: messenger RNA, 980 nt
Organism: Spodoptera frugiperda (fall armyworm)
Lineage: Eukaryota; Metazoa; Arthropoda; Insecta; Lepidoptera; Noctuidae
Gene: Scox
Product: protein SCO1 homolog, mitochondrial
Exons: 5
Coding region: 127-891 (254 amino acids)
Biological process (GO): mitochondrial respiratory chain complex IV assembly; intracellular copper ion homeostasis
Cellular component (GO): mitochondrial inner membrane
Molecular function (GO): copper chaperone activity; copper ion binding
Source: RefSeq, a predicted model, not a curated record
AAUUUGACAAUCUUGACAUAAAAUCAAGAAGGGAGAACACGCUGAAACGAAGACUUCUCUGAUAAAUUAUUAUGAAAUUGAUAACGCUAAGGUUCUGAAUUAAAUAAUCACUAAGUGUCUGUAAAAAUGAACUCUGUGCUAAGAAUUAGGUGUGGUGCGCUAUGUCGUGCGUUUAGUACUUCGAUUGUAAAGAAAUGUGCCGUGCCCCCGGUUCCACCCAAGAAACCGAGGAAGAUAACUUCUGCAAUAACAUGGAAGUCCAUGACUGCGACUGCACUAAUCGGCGGUGGGCUGACUGCGUUCAUGAUUUAUCUUAGACAUGAGAAGCAGGAAGCUAUAGACCGCGAGAGAAAACGGCAAAUUGGAAAGGCUAAGAUAGGAGGUCAAUUUGAACUGGUCAACACAGAGGGAAAGUUAGUAAAGAACACUGACUUCUUGGGGAAAUGGCUUCUGAUAUAUUUUGGAUUCACUCACUGUCCUGAUGUAUGUCCCGAUGAGCUGGAGAAGUUAGCUGAAGUUGUCAACAUGCAUGAUAGUGAUCCCAAGUUGCCUCCUGUGCAGCCUCUGUUUAUAUCUGUAGAUCCCCAGAGGGACACACCUGAAGUAGUUGGGAAGUACUGCAAAGAGUUCUCCCCACGUUUCUUGGGUCUGACGGGCUCAAAGGACCAAGUGCAACAGGCUUGCAAGUCAUACAGAGUGUACUUCAGCGCGGGUCCCCAGGAUGUUGACAAUGAUUACAUUGUGGACCAUACCAUUAUUAUUUACCUGGUAAAUCCUGAUGGUGAGUUUGUUGACUACUAUGGUCAAAACAGGAACGCUAAAGAGAUCCACAGCUCAAUGCUUGUGAACAUCAAGAAAUAUGAAGAUUCUAAGAAAAAGUCUUGGUUUUAGACUCUAAGAGUGCAUUUAUGUAGUGAGAUAAAAUAAUAGUUCCAAAGUAUUUUUAUUUAAGUAAAAUAAAAUUUAUUGUUGCUUAUAAA